AUGACCUCUUUACCCUGUGCUCUUCCUGGCCACGGUGCCUCCAGCGUUGUCUUCCCGGACCUCGCCCCCGCCCCGUCCGUGGUGGCUGCUUACACGCUCGGACUAUCCCCCGAAACCGCAGCUUCCCCCGAUUUGUCCUACUCCCAGUCCUAUGGCCACCUCCUGUCCUAUUCCUACCCUGGGCCAGCAACCCCAGGAGACUCUUACCUGCCCAGCCAGCAACAAUCGGUGGCACCGUCUCAGUCUUUUCACCGGCCAACUGAACACCCGCAGGAACUCGAAGGGGAAUCAGAGAAGCUGUCACUGUCUCUCGAGCCCUCCCAGCAGUCCCUGACCAGGAAGCUGCGCAAGCCUAGAACCAUCUACUCCAGCCUGCAGCUGCAACACCUGAACCAGCGUUUCCAGCAUACCCAGUACCUGGCCCUGCCUGAGAGAGCUCAGCUGGCAGCGCAGCUGGGACUCACCCAAACCCAGGUAAAGAUCUGGUUUCAGAACAAACGCUCCAAAUACAAGAAGCUCCUGAAACAGAGCUCUGAGGAGCCGGAAGAGGACUUCUCUGGGAGACCCCCCUCCCUGUCUCCUCACUCUUCAACUCUCCCAUUCAUCUGGGAUCUACCCAAGGCAGGCACCCUGCCUACCAGUGGCUAUGACAGCAGCUUUGGUGCCUGGUAUCAGCAUCACUCCCCAGAUGUGCUGGUGCUGCCUCAGAUGAUGUGAGUCUGGAGGGAGGCUGGUCAGGCUUCAGCUCUCUUGUCAAGCCCAGGACCUGCGCACCUGCUCUCCUUCUGGGAGGAGAGGAAACCAACUCCAGAUGGAUUUGCUCAGAAGACAAGAAGCUAAAGGAGAAAAAGGGAAAGAAUGGAGUGGAAGCCUGGCUCUCCAAGCCAGGGAGCUAAUCAGCGGCUUUAGACAGCCACAGUCUUGCCACUCCCCCUCCUUUCAGAUGACUGCAGCCCCAGCACAGGCCUAGGGUCCAAACCAGGAAGAAAACAAAUAUUAUUUCUGGCCAGACAGUCCUUCCAUAAACAAAACCAGAAGUGGACACAGAGUCUCUGUUGUUGGCCACUGCAAAGUCUCCAAGUUUCAUUUUCUAAUUAUUGGUGGUGGCCCAGUGGUAGAGUAAGUGAUUAACAUGUAUGAAGCCCUAGCACCAAAACAAAACCAUGGAGUGUCGGCCCGUGGGCAGCUCAUACGUCUCUCU
This is a messenger RNA of Grammomys surdaster, 1201 nucleotides long. It is a transcript of the gene Dlx4, whose product is annotated as distal-less homeobox 4. The coding region runs from base 1 to 717 and encodes 238 amino acids. Lineage: Eukaryota; Metazoa; Chordata; Mammalia; Rodentia; Muridae. Gene Ontology annotation, biological process: cell differentiation; embryo development; negative regulation of transcription by RNA polymerase II. Gene Ontology annotation, molecular function: RNA polymerase II cis-regulatory region sequence-specific DNA binding; DNA-binding transcription factor activity, RNA polymerase II-specific. The record is from RefSeq and is a predicted model, not a curated record. The transcript has 3 exons.